Messenger RNA from Exophiala spinifera, 2232 nucleotides. RefSeq lists its product as uncharacterized. Bases 1 to 2232 code for a protein of 743 amino acids. The transcript has 4 exons. Gene Ontology annotation, molecular function: ATP binding; protein kinase activity. The record is from RefSeq and is a predicted model, not a curated record. Gene Ontology annotation, biological process: protein phosphorylation. NCBI's taxonomy places the organism in Eukaryota, Fungi, Ascomycota, Eurotiomycetes, Chaetothyriales, Herpotrichiellaceae.
AUGGAGUUGAUGUUGAUUGACCCAGCGAGUUCGCCUCGAUACUCGCUUCCAUUCACAUUCAUCUGCCUUGCCGACUAUAGCGUUCUACUUCUUGCAUCUUCUAACGAAACCAACGGUGUCUCUCCUGCUGCCACCUUAAUGAUGUUGUUGUUUAUCUUUCUAUCUAUCACUGCCGUAUCCUUUGGCUUUGUGCAGCAGUCUGUGUCUGACAAACUGCUACCUAUGACCGCGGUCGACCCUCGAGAAAUUCGGCGGAAGAAGACUAAAGCCCUCGUUUUGCACGCUCUAUCUGGUCUAUACCUAUAUUUGGCAACAGUCUAUGUGCUCAUUUAUGCUUUGUGGCUCUGUUCAGUCAGUAAUGAAGCCUUGGGUACUCGACGUGUGGUCAUAAGAUAUCCCACCCUAUCCAUCCUCCUGUUGUUCGUUCCUCAAGUCCUAUUACGGUCGUAUAACAAGCUGCGUGCAAAAAUGAUCAGGUUCAGGAUCUGCUUCGAGAUCAGUGUGUGGAAGUUACGCCAGAAUCUCCCAAUUCUUCUCAUCACCCUCGAGACAUUGUUCCAGGAGUUUCAAACAUUCGUCGUUUUCGUGAAUGAAAUCCUGAACGAGGACUUCGAUGAGAAUUAUACCGAAGAUCGGGUCGCCAGAGUCAAGUCGGCAACGAUGAAAUAUGGAGUGGCGAUGCGAUACCUUGGUCGAGGCACGCUGUUCGAGGUGACCGCAAGGGCAUCCCCCUUUGGCGACUCCACCCACAAAGGCCUGAACAUUGAGGGAUCCAAGCCUCAGAAGUUCUUAGAAGCCAAGUCCUACCUGGAACGCGAAGCAAACGUUCUCAAACAUUUGCUGUCCUUUCGGUCAACACAUCCUCGCAUCCACCUGCCGGUUCUCCUGCGCGACCUCUCUGACGACACUCCACCCUCGAUCGAGUGCUUACCGGUCGGGGAGAAGACACUUGCAAAAUUUCUGAAACAGCACUGCACGUCCAACAGCCACGGCCUUCAGUUCAAGAGGAGCCUGAUGGGAUGGUUCGGUUGCACACUGAUCUGCGUCCGCUUUCUCCACGACAAGGCCCGUGUCUUACACACGGACAUCAAAGCCACCAACUUCGUCAUCAGCAGAGGCCGCAUUUACCUGAUUGAUUACAGCACCAGUCAGAUCUUGACGGCCGAGUCCAACUACACUUGCUCGGAUCGAAUCGUAAACUCCCCCAAGUACAGCGCACCCGAACUAUUCAGUCAUGAUACCAUUGGAUUCUUCUCAGACAUCUUCCCUUUGGGCUGUUUAUACCUUCAAAUGCUCACCGCAUUGUGUGAGGUUCAUCCAUCGCUCCUGGACAAGACAGAAACAAAUGGUCUCGACGACCGACACUGGUCCGAUCCCGACAAGCUCAACUGGAUUGUGACGAAGCAUCUACCGAGCCUGCGGUACAAGUGUGUGGAGUCUCUGUGUACCAUCGAAGACUUCCAAGCCAUCAAAGCUGUGAUUGCUUCGAUGCUCAGCGCUAGCCCAACAGACCGACCCACGGCUUCUUCCAUCCGUCUACCACGGCCUUUCCAGUCCAGAUGCUGUUGGAUACCUGGGCCUGAGCAGAGUGACAGUGACCACAUUGGUAAAUCUGCCGUUCAAGCACCGGAGAUAGAUGCCUUAGGGUUCACAGGAUGCGCAAUCCGAGAAGUUUCCGGCCGAGAGAUUGAUUCAUCGCCGUCUCCCAGCCAUGCUGAAAGAUAUCUCAACAUCAUCAUCCGCGACGACACUCACACUCACAGAAAAACUAGCAUGCAACUUCAAGACCCGGUACAGAGCACGGGUUCCAUCCCUCAUAUUGUUGUUGAUACCGUCUCCUCGUCAGACGCCGAAACUCCCAGUUUGACACGCUCAGCGUCUUCAGCGUCUUCACAUGCCUCUUUUAAUCAGUUGGCGUCAUCUCCAGACAUGCCGCAAACUCCGGCUGAUGCGCCACUACCGGCUGCUCAGCAUUCCACUUACAUUGGGUCUUUGGAUUUACUUCAACGUGCAGCGCUCCAACAGCCCCAGACGGAAGUUUUACAAGGGUUGUUGGACCCAAACCCGGCAAAGGCGUGGAACCACGCAUCGGUACUGGAAAACGAUACCGAUCGAGUUGACAUGGUUUACUUCAAUAAGCUUGUCCGACUUGUCAACAACCAACAGCACUUGGAGGUACGCCCGAUCAACAGAAUCAAGACUUGGCCCUCGGAAGGGCCGAGAGCCUGUUAA